Molecule: messenger RNA, 1199 nt
Organism: Paramecium octaurelia
Lineage: Eukaryota; Ciliophora; Oligohymenophorea; Peniculida; Parameciidae
Source: the annotation of a GenBank genome assembly
AUUUUAAAUAUCUUUAUGUAAUAAAAAGCAGACUACAGAAAGGAAUUGGCAGAAACAGCAUAAAAGAUCUGUACUCCAGGAAAGGGAAUUUUGGCAGCAGACGAAGUAAAUUCUGAUUUCAUGGUUAGUCUUAAGGAACCAUCGGAAAGAAGUUUGUUACCAUCAAUGUGGAGAACAACGAAGAGAACAGAAGAGCCUACAGAGAAUUGUUGUUCACAUCUCCUGGAAUUGAAAAUUACAUCAGUGGAGUCAUUCUUUUCUCAGAGACAGUACUUUAAAUUAGAUAUAUUUUUAGGUCAAACAUGCUACAAAGGAAGGCAAGAACUUUGUCGAGUUAUUGAAGGAAAAAGGAAUAGUGGCUGGUAUCAAAGUAGACAAGGGUUUGGGAGUGAUUCCAGGAACUCAAGAUGAAUCAGCCACUCUUGGAUUGGAUUCAUUGGCCAAUAUGGCAGCUGAACACUACAAAGUCGGCUGCAGAUUUGCCAAAUGGAGAGCUGUUUUGAAAAUUGGCAAUGGAUUACCAUCCUAAUAAGCCAUCUAAGAAAAUGCUUGGGGAUUGGCAAGAUAUGCUGCCAUCUGCCAAGAGAAUGGUCUCGUUCCCAUAGUUGAACCAGAAAUCUUGGCUGAUGGUGAUCAUUCCAUCGAUGUGUGCCAGAAGGUCACAGAAAAGGUCUUGGCUGCUGUCUUCAAGGCUUUGAAUGAAAAUAAUGUGUUCUUGGAAGGAUGUCUUCUUAAACCCAACAUGGUCACUCCAGGAUCAACAAACUCUGAGAGAAGCAAGGUCACUCCCUAAGAAAUUGGAUAUAGAACAGCUUUGGCUUUGAGUAGAAUAGUUCCUCCUGCACUUGUUGGUGUCACUGUAAGAAUCUAGAAUUUAUAAAAUAGUUCCUUUCAGGUGGACAAUCAGAAGAAGAGGCAUCUUUGAACUUGAAUGCCAUGAAUUAAUUGACAACCGUGAGAAAACCAUGGGCUCUUACAUUCUCUUAUGGAAGAGCUCUUCAAAACACCGCCGUUAAGACUUGGGCUGGCAAAUAAGAAAAUUGGGAAGCUGCUUAACAAGCUUUCUUAACUAGAGCUAAGGCCAAUAGUGAAGCCUAAUUAGGUAGGAGAUUCAUUUCCUAUUUUUAGGUAAAUACCAAGGGGGAAAGGGAGGAGCAUCCAACGAGUCAUUAUUUGUGGCCGAUUACAAGUAUUGAGUA